This is a messenger RNA of Eimeria tenella, 765 nucleotides long. RefSeq lists its product as uncharacterized. The record is from RefSeq and is a predicted model, not a curated record. Bases 1 to 765 code for a protein of 254 amino acids. Lineage: Eukaryota; Apicomplexa; Conoidasida; Eucoccidiorida; Eimeriidae. The transcript has 3 exons.
AUGCACCGGGAGUCGGAGCGGGGGAGCAGCAGCAGCAGCUACCGGGGCGGGGGGGGCCCCCCGCCUCCGCCGGUGAACGGGCGCGGGGGGGGCGGCGGCGGGUCCUGGCGGGGCCCCCCGGCCGGCGGGGAGGGCGGGGGCCCCCCCCCGCCUCCGUGUCCGCCUCGGGAGGGUUACCGGGAGCGGGAGCGGGAUCGGGAUCGGGAUCGGGAGGGUUACCGGGAGCGGGAGCGUUACUACCGGCGGGAGCGCCCCCCGCCGGGUCGCUACUACGAGUCCCGGGAGCGGGAGCGGGAGCGGGAGCGGGAGCGGGAGGCGUUCGGGCCGGCGCGCGCCGCGCGGGAGGGCUUGGGCGCUCCGUUGGAGAGGGUUUAUGAAGGUUGGAGAGGGUUUAUGAAGGUUGGAGAGGGCACUUCGGAGUUCCUGCGGAUAGUGCAGGUGGUGGAGACCGCCAAAAUUACGAGCCCGUCGGACUUCGAGGAGAUCUUCGAAGACGUCGCGGAGGGCUGCGGGCCGGAGCUGGUGGGGGGCGCGAUGGUGACCCCCGAGAACCGCGGCAGCAGCCCCUACCUGAUCUGCGACGUGCUGCUGCAGUUCGCUUCUGCUGCUGCAUGCGACAGCAGCCUGCAGCAGCUCGCUGGCCGCCGCUACGAGGGCAAGCCCAUCCACGCCAUCCGCAUCGACCCCGACGAGGCCGAGACUUUCGUCCUGCCCAUCCUCCGCAAGCGCCGCGAGAAGCUGCAGCAGCGCGCCCCGCCCGCCUGA